This is a messenger RNA of Saccostrea cuccullata (small rock oyster), 986 nucleotides long. RefSeq lists its product as uncharacterized. Gene Ontology annotation, cellular component: plasma membrane. The record is from RefSeq and is a predicted model, not a curated record. Gene Ontology annotation, molecular function: neuropeptide receptor activity. The transcript has 2 exons. Bases 146 to 964 code for a protein of 272 amino acids. Gene Ontology annotation, biological process: neuropeptide signaling pathway. NCBI's taxonomy places the organism in Eukaryota, Metazoa, Mollusca, Bivalvia, Ostreida, Ostreidae.
UGGUGUUUUAGAAAUAUGGAUUGCUUCAGUUUUAACAAAUCAGUUACAAAAUGGAACCAUGACAUUUCCUUGUCCAGACUUCCAUUUAACAUUGUGUUAGGAUGCCUUCUCGUGAUCGGCAUUGUUGGAAAUUCAAUAGUUGUUCAUGUGUGUCGCCUUAAGCAAAAGAGAGCGGUUUCUUCUCGUCUACAAACCAACCAAACGAUACUUGGAUCCUCGUCGCCAUAGGAUCGUAGUUGUUUUAACUGUUAUUCUUGUUCCUUUGGUUAUUGCUAUUCCGAUGUGCAUUUUCUCUGGAACGGUUGAAAUCAAACUUUUUCUCUUGGACGGUCAAAAUAGGACAAAGUGUUCCUGUGAGUCGAGUGCUGGUAGAUUUGUAGGAACUGAAGAAAAUUAUCUAGUUUUUCUUUUCAUUCUAUCACUUCUUCUUAUACUGGCAACCGCUCUUUUCUACAUUCCUGUAGGAAUGAUGAUUAUAAGAAAACAUCGGGAAUUAAAAUCGUCGCAAAAUGCUCAAGAUUUUUCAUUGAAUUCUAUUGAUGCUGUGGCGUCCGCUACCUCAGAUUCAAAUGACGUGGAAACAAAUUUGAAAGCGGAAAGGCGCGAAAAUCGCAGACGACCUAACAAAACCUUAAAUUUUCACAUGAUGUUCGGAGUUAUAGUUAUUUCUUACCUUCUGGCUUACAUACCUACCUUUUCCUUACUCCUCAUUCAGAGAGGUAAACCCAGUUAUUGGUUAGAAAUGACAGGAUGGGAGUUGACAACUUUGCUUCUUCUUCGAAGGUUCCAUCUCUUUUCGAACAUCAUCAAUCCGUUUGUAUAUGGUUAUUUCGAUAUCACCUUCAGGGAUUAUUACCAUUCACUUCUAAGGACAAUGUUUCAGUGCUUUAGGAAGGCGGGUUCAUCUAACUGUAACGAUCAUGUGAGCUCAAUUGAUAAUGAGACAGUGAGCACGAAAUAUUAGCAAAAGACAUUUGUAUUCUUAA